Molecule: messenger RNA, 707 nt
Organism: Physella acuta
Lineage: Eukaryota; Metazoa; Mollusca; Gastropoda; Physidae
Product: cytochrome c oxidase subunit 6A1, mitochondrial-like
Biological process (GO): mitochondrial electron transport, cytochrome c to oxygen
Cellular component (GO): mitochondrial inner membrane
Molecular function (GO): enzyme regulator activity
Source: RefSeq, a predicted model, not a curated record
UUGUAGACGUUUUUUUCUUGCAGACAAGUUUUUCUUCGUGUGUUAUUUCUGUAACAGUUUGCGCACCAAAUUUUCAAAUUUUCAUCUUUAUAUUAAAAAAAAACCUGCACAUCACCUUGCACCAUUCUAGAACCUCCACGACUAAACAAAGCCUACGCUACGCAUUCAGGAGUUCUACAACUUUGUCAUGAAGCUUGUCGUUUCUUCGCUGGUCCGGUCACUCCGGCGUUUCUCAGCGGCCGCAGAUGACAAAAUAGUCGUCGACCGUGCCGCUCCGUGCAUCAGAAAGAGGUUCAAGGACUACCCGUACCCGUCUGAAGACAAUAUGUCUCCUGAAUCUCAGAAAUGGAAGGCCGCGACCUUUUGGGCAAUUGCUAUGGUAGGGACCUUGGCUGUCUAUCUACAGUUCACUAAAAAACACGAGGAGAGACCCGAGUUCAUACCUUAUCCUCACCUUCGUAUCAGGAAUAAGCCAUUCCCGUGGGGCGACGGCAACCACACCCUGUUCCACAACAAAUACUACAACGCCCUGCCCGAUGGGUAUGAGGAGGACGAGUGAGCGAGUCAUGUGACCUUGUCAUGUGACCGUGUUUACCUUUAAGUCACGUGGUCUUGUUUCCCUCCAGAGAUGCUGAUGCGGUUGAUUUUUGAAAAUUGAAUUUUUUAAUUUUUUUUUAAGAACGCUUCAUUAAUAUUCGUGUGACGUU